This is a messenger RNA of Didymosphaeria variabile, 375 nucleotides long. RefSeq lists its product as uncharacterized. The transcript is spliced from 2 exons. The coding region runs from base 1 to 375 and encodes 124 amino acids. The record is from RefSeq and is a predicted model, not a curated record. Lineage: Eukaryota; Fungi; Ascomycota; Dothideomycetes; Pleosporales; Didymosphaeriaceae.
AUGCCCUCAGCGGAAUCAGAAUCGCCGGACGAAACCUUCUUCAACGACCUGUCGCAGCAGGGCACAGAUGCGAACGAUAACAACGCGGUCGCGAAGCAGGUCGAAACCCUUCUGAAAACCCAGGAAUCCACCGAGCAGACCAGAGAGCCUUCGCGACCGGACUCGACCACCGCAUACGUCGCGAGUACAGCACAACAGCCGCUGCCCAACUCGAACGAAUUCUUGGGGCCCCCAGAAGCACCCCCCAGGAUAUCGCCAGUCCCCGAUGUCUUCGUGAAUACCGGGACUUCGCCAGAGGGCGAGUUCCAGUGGGAAAUGAUCGGCUUGGGCUUAGAUGAGCCGCUGCCUCCUCAAGACGUACAAGAUGAGCUGUAA